Thamnophis sirtalis is the source of this 606-nucleotide messenger RNA. The record is from RefSeq and is a predicted model, not a curated record. NCBI's taxonomy places the organism in Eukaryota, Metazoa, Chordata, Lepidosauria, Squamata, Natricidae.
UCCUCCCCCCCCACCAUCCUCCGGGUCCAGCCGCUGGGCCAAGAUGGCGGCGCUGAGCAAAUCCAUCCCCCACAACUGCUACGAGAUCGGGCACACCUGGCACCCCCACUGCGGGCGAGCCUUCGUGCACAUCACCCAGGGGGCGUUUGGAGAGUCGCUCCGCAUCUAUGGGACCCUUUACCUGUUCUGCUCACGGGAACCUUUGAUCCAAAGCAUUUGCCACCUGCGGAUGUUUAUUUAUUUAUUUAAGAAAAUAGGACCUCUCUUUCCCUGCCACGUUGAAUGUAACAACCUACCUACCUUUGAUUGUUUCAGGCGAAUACUGGGAAAAUUCUAUUUUUGGUCUCCUGGUUUUGGGGCUGCUCUCCCGGCGUCCUACUUAGCUAUUCUUAUUGAAAGGAAGAGCAGGCGGGGGUUGCUUACAAUUUACAUGGCCAAUUUGGCCACAGAAACACUAUUCCGCAUGGCAGUAUCAAGAGGAAUAAUUACUCCGUUAAGACAUGGAGAGGUAAAACUUUUCCCUCCCUGCAUGUGUGGUAAUAACGGACCGGACCUCAAGUGUGGGCUGGAUGCUGUCUCCACUUCUUCAGAAAAUGAGCAUAUCAG